AGGCUCUCCACGCUGGGUUUCUCUCCAUUGCAGGAUAGGGCUGGCUGAAGAGACGCAGGGGGGAAUCGCUGAGUAAUCGCAGCAACCCAUGUUUACACCAGCGAGCGCCGGCUGAAUAACCAACCCCUUUUCCAUUCUUCCCACCAUGGGCAACGGGAUGUGCUCCAGGCGGCAGAAGGGACUUCUCCAGACGGGCUUCUGUUUCCUAGUUGUACUUUGUUUCGGGCUCGGGCUGUACACCUACACCCACCUGAAGGGGAACUUGCGCAGCGCCGAGACGCUGGCCCAGAAAUACAAGCAGCAGCAGGAAUCCGUCUCGGCUCAGUUACAAGUCGUGUAUGAGCAUCGGUCCCGACUGGAGCGCUCGCUGCAGAAGGAGCGGAGUGAACACAAGAAGACAAAGGAAGACUUUCUGGUGUAUAAAUUGGAAGCUCAGGAGUCAUUGAACAAAGAGAAGCAAGAUGCCAUGAAUCGGUACGGUGCCCUCAGCUCCCAGCACAAGAUACUGAAGAACCAGCACGAGGAGAUCAAGAAGCAGCUGGUGGGUCUGCAGCUCCAACACAACAGCCUACAGCUGGAGCACAGGAAGGCAGUGGAGAGCCACAGCCAGCAGUACCUGCAGCUCCAUCAGCAGAAGGAGCUCGAGAUCAGCAGCCUGCAGGACGACGUGCUGAAGCUUAGGCUGGAGAGUAAACAGCUGCGGAAAGCGCACCAGGAGAUUCACCUGCAGCUGGCCAAGGCACAGGGCCAGCUGGCAGAGUUCAGGCAGCUGAAGGAAGCUCUCAAUGGGAUGCCGAGUUUCAAAAACCCCGGCCUAAAGCCCGCCGUGCCGCAGGUAGAGAACCAGGCAGGACGCCGGCAACCGCGGCCACCCGCUAACAGCCCGGCAAACGUCGCUGAUCAGAAGGUGGAGCAACAGCUGCCGGCGCUGGCUGUUGGAGGACAGGCGGCCGGGGGAGGGGGAGCGGCCACUGGCGACAGACCUGGGGAACCGGCCGCGGGGGAGACUCCCGGACAAGGGGAGCGGCCGCAGCUCGGGGGCUCCCCCGCCUGGCAGAGGGAGGAACCGCGGGAGGAAGUGGCCAACCAUGCGCCGCGGGUCGCCAGGACGGUGAACAACCUGCCCCCCGGCAACCAGGUGCAGGAGAUGUUGCAGAACAAUGGCCCGGAGCGGACACUUGGUGGCACUGCUGAGCAAGAGCAGGGCCAGGGGGUAGCUGGUCAACAUGGGUCGAUGGCCUUGAGUGGGCUGGAGGUAGGGGCCGGCCUGAAGCAGGUGCAGAGGUGGGAUGAGAUUAUCAACGCGGUGAAUGGAGACGUGGAAUACCAUCGGGAGAGCCGAGCGGAGAACGGCCAGGGGCCUCCGGUCACUCCGGCAAGGAACGUCGGCAGGAGCCACUGGAGUCCCGGGCAUGGGAACGCCAACUGGAGCCUGGACCGUGGAGACGACGGGAGGGAGAGACUUGAGGAGAUGCAUCAGAGAAUGGGUAGAGAUGUGCACCGCUGGUCGGCUGAUAUUUAUCCCAGGGGCAGACUAAAGCACACUUGGACGGACCAUGGGUUGAAGGAAGCGGGGAAGAUGAACGCGGAGAAGCUGUUUGCCCGAGCCCUGUCGUCCCGGAGAGAGCCCAUCCCACAGGAGCCGCUGAUGCCCGACGUUGAUGAGGACCCGGCUCAGGACCCCAACAACCAGGGGGAGGAUGAGUUUGAAGAAGCUGAACUGGAGCAGCCGGGCUUUGCAGCGAAGGCAGGCGGGGGGAAGGAGCAGCAGCUCCUGGCCAGGCCGGCGGCAAAGAACGCUGCACGUAAAGAAGGCGCUAACAUCAUGGACGAGUAUCGGGAAGAUCAAGAGGCGGAAAAUGAGGACAACGGAGGCGAGAUGGACGAUGAGCAGGAAGAUGCCGACUUUGCCCGUAAGGACGCCACUGAAGAGGAGGCUGUGCCCGGAGACGAUGAGCCCAACAGGGAUGAAGAAUAUUGAAUCCCCGGAUGGACAGUGUGCGCUGGUGUGGACAUGGGAUGGAUUCUUAUUCCCAACGUGAGGAGACGGAGACUAAGGAGCUAAGCUGCUGUUCCAAGCAGUUGCCGUCCCUACACAUUUCACUUAACAUUGUGAACUGCAAGAGUAAGGCAGAGUUUGAUAUCUGAGCUCAAGGUUUUUUUUCCAUCUGACCUACUUACAGUCACAAUCUAAGGUUUGGCUAAAUAAUACUGUGUUAUUGGUCCCAAACUGGUGAAUAUCCCGCUCCUGGGGAACAGUUGGUCAGGAAGAAUCUGAACACAUUACUGAUUGGACCAAGUAAGCCCAUGGUUCAUUGGAAUAAGAAGGGCAUCGAAGUGAUGAAGAUAAAGGUGUUCUUUUGUGCAACGAAGUGCAUUCAGAUUAUUUUUUUUUACACACAGUGUCAUUUCUUGACAAUAUGUACUGUUCAUUUAUUUGCAAUUGCCCUGAUAUUGCCACUGGUCACUGGAGAAUAAUUGAUCCCUUGGCAAUGAUGGAGAACAAGUAUUCGUUUUGGAGACUGUGCUACGAAAACAAAUAACGUUUGACCUGCGGGGAUUUGUUCUUUGCUUCUAUACAACACAGUGGACACUACACCUGCUGUGCCUGCUUGAGAUCAUCUUUUUUUUUUAAAAGCUUAUUAAUAAUAAUGGCUUUCCUCUCUUCCAUUUUCUGUUCUGCAAAUUAUAAACUUGUAACGCCAUGUUUAGUGUCAGCGGGAUGAUAGACAACAGGUGCAGGAGUAGAGGCCAUUUGGCCCUUCGAGCCAGCACCGCCAUUCAAUGUGAUCAUGGCUGAUCAUCCACAACCAGUACCCCGUUCUUGCCUUCUCCCCAUAUCCCCUGACUGCUGUUUUUAAGAGCCCUAUCUAGCUCUCUCUUGAAAGCAUCCAGAGAACCUGCCUCCACCGCCCUCUGUGGCAGAGAAUUCCACAGACUCACAACUCUCUGUGAGAAAAAGUGUUUCCUCGUCUCCGUUCUAAAUGGCGUACUCCUUAUUCUUAAACUGUGUGUGUAGCCCCUGGUUCUGGACUCCCCCAACAUCGGGAACAUGUUUCCAGCCUCUAGUGUGUCCAAGCCCUUAACAAUCUUGUAUGUUUCAACUGGUUCCACCUGUAUCGGAAUCGCUCCGACUGAUCAAAUGCCUUGACCUCCGCGCGGAUUUAAAGCUGCUGCUGCUGCCGCCGGCUGCGUUCCCGUCGAACAGGGUCGUUCCUGAGCUGGUCCACGCUGCCCAUUCAUCGCCCCGCCAUAGUUUCAGCGCCACGGUCGGCUGGUGGGGUCACACGCAUCCAGCGGUUUCUGCCGCACCUCUCGGUGUCUCGUCUCACGAACCCAACGAAUGUGGAAUAAACCAGGCCGCCGCCUUCAUAUCAAGUGUUCCAAUUGAAAUGUUCUAAUUAUUUUUAUUUCUGCUGUGCUUUAUAUUAAAAAACAGAGAGAGAAUUUUAAGACAUCGGCUCCCAAAUCAUGAAUCGUCUGAAGCUGGUGAAAUUAUAAAUAUGGACAAUGAAA
Leucoraja erinaceus (little skate) is the source of this 3516-nucleotide messenger RNA. RefSeq names its product Golgi integral membrane protein 4-like. The transcript is spliced from 14 exons. The coding region runs from base 146 to 1981 and encodes 611 amino acids. Gene Ontology annotation, cellular component: Golgi membrane; Golgi apparatus. The record is from RefSeq and is a predicted model, not a curated record. Lineage: Eukaryota; Metazoa; Chordata; Chondrichthyes; Rajiformes; Rajidae.